AUGUCUUCUUCUUCGGUCUCAUCGAGUCAUCAUCAUCAACAUCGAGAGGCGAAGAGAGCGAAGACGAGGGAGGCUGAGUUGAGUACUUCUCUUGGUUAUACCAAUGAGAGCAACCCUUUCGGGGACUCCAACUUGACCUCGACCUUCCGAUGGAAGAAGAAAGAACAGUUUCAAGAGGCCGCUGGAGUUCGGCCGUUGAAGGCCAGUGAGGCUAGGGAACAGGCGAGGGUCAACUUGAAUGAAGUGGUCCAAAUACGGCAGAGACGGGAAGAGCGAGCGGCUGAGGAGAGUUUAUUGGAACAACAGCGGAGCGAGAGGGAGAGGGAAAUUAUGGAGGACGAAUAUCGAGACUGGCUGGCCAAAGAGGAAAUGUUUGAUAUUUCGCAAGCGGCAUUGCGAUGUUCGCUCCGUAUCAAGACUAAUACGGAGCAUCUUGAGGACUACCUCUACAAGGAGUUGUUGCUGGCUAGCAAGGGGGUAGAGAAGUACCCAUAUGAUGACUGUACGAUAUUGGAGUCGCCACUGGUGACUGAUACUAUUGCGAGUCUACCACCGAGUGAGCUGGCGACCUCAGCUGUCCAUAUCGGCGACUUAGAGCGAGCGGCUCGAGACAGAGGGCGAGGCGAGGAGGCAGAUUAUUGGCACUGCGUAUUGGCUCUAGUGAAGGAACAAUUAGCUGCUAAGACCGAGGCUGGACCCAAACUGGCUCCAACGAGUGGCCUCGGAGUAGAGGAUGCCUCUAUAGAAGGCCUCUUGGGAGAUAUACAGUCGGCUGAGGUAUUGCGAGGGGUGGAGGAUGAGCUCAAGUGGCUCUUGAAUAGCAAGGACACUGGAGGGCCGGCUGAAGAGGUUGAUGAGGAGUUCAUAACAGCGGCUUUGGAGAAGAUUCCUCACUACGUCUCGCGACUACGAGUAGAUGACAUCCAUCGAAAAGCUCGUAAGGUGGUGGAAAAGGUAGCCGCCUCGAUGGAGGAUGAGGAGGAGGAGGAAGAGAAUAAGAGGAGGGCGGUAUCCCCUGUCCCCAUCGAUCGAGGGACUUCAGCGUUGGAGCCUAUCACUGAGGAGGCUAGUCGAUCGGAGAUGGUGGAUAUGCGGAGGAAGAUCGUGGAGCAGUGGAAUAGGACAGACAGGAGCGCCAAGGCCGAGGCCAACCUGUUGACGGCAGCUGAGAAGCGGCUAUUGGCUGAGGAGAGGAAUCGAAAGGUGGAUGAUGGAGAUGUCACGGAGGAGAUGUUCAACGAACUUUAUGUCGACCCUGGAGAGGCUAAUAAGACCUAUGCUUGGGAGAAUAAGUACCGGCCUCGCAAGCCGAAGUUCUACAAUAAAGUUAAGACUGGUUUCGAUUGGAAUAAAUAUAACCAGACACAUUACGACAAGGAGACGCCUCCUCCUAAGAGGGUCAUGGGCUAUCGAUUCAACAUCCUCUACCCCGAUCUCAUCGACAUGCGGAAGACUCCUCAAUACCACCAAGAGGCCUCCCCGACUCCUGGUACGAUUAUCCUGCGUUUCUCUGCGGGACCACCGUAUGAGGAUAUCGCUUUCAAGAUUGCGAAUAAAGAGUGGGACUAUGACCGAAGGAGUGGCUUUAAGGCAGCCUUUGAGAGGGGAAUGUUGCAGUUGCACUUCAACUUCAAACGUGAUAGAUAUAGACGAUGA
Messenger RNA from Perkinsus marinus ATCC 50983, 1656 nucleotides. RefSeq lists its product as hypothetical. NCBI's taxonomy places the organism in Eukaryota, Perkinsozoa, Perkinsida, Perkinsidae. Gene Ontology annotation, molecular function: protein binding. Gene Ontology annotation, biological process: mRNA cis splicing, via spliceosome. The transcript is spliced from 12 exons. The record is from RefSeq and is a predicted model, not a curated record. Gene Ontology annotation, cellular component: spliceosomal complex; cytoplasm. The coding region runs from base 1 to 1656 and encodes 551 amino acids.